CGCUCAUGCAAGUCAAAAAACGAAACUCUUCUGCAUUGCAGUGCGGAAAAUUAUCUCUAACUACCUCUCCAAAUCAUGGCAGACGAGAAACCUAAUCUUGCGGAGGUCUCGGAUUUUGAUUCCUCCAAACUUAAACAUGUGAAGACCGUGGAAAAGAAUACUCUUCCAUCCAGCGAAACUGUGAAACAGGAGCUUCAGCCCGACGAGUUUCCAGAUCGUUCAGAAGUGAAGAAUUUCGACCAGUCAAAAUUGAAGAAAGCCCACACUGAGGAAAAGAACCCACUCCCUUCGAAAGAGACAAUCGCUGAGGAACAGCGCACUGCCCCGUUCUCUGGGGUGGAAGUUUUCAAUAAGGAUCUACUAAAACACGUGGAAACUACAGAAAAGAAACCUCCACUUCCAACACCCCAAGAGCUUCGUGAAGAGAUGCGGCCUGAAAAACUCCCAGAUGUUUCUGAGGUGGCAAAGUUUGAUGCAUCAAAACUGAAACAUGUUGAUACAAAGGAAAGCAAUGUUCUCCCCACCAAAGAAGUUAUCGCAGAGGAAUCUGUUGAAUCAAGAGCUGAAGUGAAGAGUUUUGACAAAGGUGCUCUGAAACAUGUGGAGACCGAUGAAAAGAAGUAUCUACCCACUGCGCAAGAUCUCACUGCAGAGAGAAUGCCCCCUCCAUCCAAACGGCCAGACCGUUCAGAGGUGCUACAGUUUGACCAAAAUAAGUUGCAACAUGUGCCUAUCACAGAAAAAGUUGUUCUGCCGACUCAACAAGACAUUCAUGACGAAACUGUAAGUUCCAGAGCAGAAGUUAAAUCAUUUGACAAGAGUCAAUUGAAACAUGUUGAAACCAAAGAGGAUAAUACAUUACCUGGAGCAGGAGAUAUCCGAGCAGAGCUGAUGCCUGAUGUACUGCCUGAUCGUUCAGAAGUAACAAAGUUUGAUCAGUCAAAGCUUAAACAUGUGAACACCACAGAGAAAGUACUGCUUCCAUCACAAGAUGACAUCAAGGUGGAAACGAUUGAGUCACGAGCAGAAGUUAAGACUUUUGAUCACAGCAAGCUCAAGCACGUAGAGACAAAUGAAAAAGUAACAUUACCAGGAGUUGGAGACAUUGUGGCAGAAUUGAGGCCAAACGAACUUCCCGACCGCUCGGCUGUGGCAUCGUUUGAUCAGUCCAAACUGAAACAUGUCGAGACCCAGCAGAAGGAAGUUUUACCGACAAAAUCAGUAAUCGAAGAAGAGAAGACCAACUCCAGAGCUGAAGUUAAAUCAUUUGACAAGUCGAAACUGAAGCAUGUUGAAACAGAAGAGAAAAACCCAACGCCCACUGCACAAACGUUGAGAGAGGAAUUGAUCCCAGACAAGUUACCUGACAAAGCAGCAGAGUUAAAGGAAAUUGAAGGAUUUGAUGUGUCAAAGAAACUGAAACAUGUUGAAACUCAGGACAAGACCCAUCUUCCUACCAAGGAAGAGAUCAACGAAGAAGCAACCGAGACAAGAGCUGAAGUGAAAACCUUUGACCAGUCUAAGCUGAAGCACGUCGAACCUCAGGAGAAAAAUACACUUCCUAAACAAUCAGACAUUCAAGAGGAGAAAGCAGCUUCCUGAAGAGUGAUCCUCAGUAAUUCGUACCCAGUGCACCGUAGCUGGACUAUGUUCACGGUCAAAGCGGAACACUAUGGACAAUUCAAUUACAGGAACUUUUCUAGCUCACCCUUUUAUAGUGGAAAUUCUGAUAUAUUCUGCAUAAUAUCUUGGUCUCGGUUUAUAUAUGCGCUAAUUAGUGAAGACUUUUGUAUAACAGAGACAUUUUCCAAGGAGAUAAAUAAAUUUGUAAGUCAGAGUAGCUUCAAUUAUGAUUAAAUUGUUACGAGGUAAA
Molecule: messenger RNA, 1873 nt
Organism: Stylophora pistillata
Lineage: Eukaryota; Metazoa; Cnidaria; Anthozoa; Scleractinia; Pocilloporidae
Biological process (GO): actin filament organization
Cellular component (GO): cytosol
Molecular function (GO): actin monomer binding
Source: RefSeq, a predicted model, not a curated record